GUCGACGAUCUUGACAUAAGAUCGACAAGUUAGUCAGUUAUGAAGUUGCUACGAAACAGGCAGCACAACAUACGCAACAAAUUAUUUCCGUUUCGUCAGUUUUUAAUAGUUAUUCGCCUGUCAAACCAAUAAAGUGUUGUGUUCUAUUAAGUUUAUUUGUGUAAAUGGCAAACAAAAAAAAACAAUAAACUAACGGUAUUUAAAUAAUAGUAAAACAAAGUGUACAUAUGUGUGUUGUACUUAACGCACAUAUUAAAGUUUAAUUAUAUUAUAAGCAGUAAUUUAUUUAAAUAUAAGUGAAAAAAAAACUUUGAAAAUUUUGAAAAAGUGGUGUAAUUAUUAGAUUACAAUAAUACCCACUACUAAAGUUUUAAUAAAAAAAAAAAAACUCAUAAAUUUUACUUGGAGCUGAGAAACGAUGACAGUAACUGCAUUUGCGGCCGCAAUGCACAGACCCUUUUUCAAUGGAUACGCCACUAUGCAAGAUGCGGGACAAGGACGCGUCAAUCAAUUGGGUGGUGUGUUCAUAAAUGGUCGCCCCUUGCCGAAUAAUAUACGCUUGAAGAUCGUCGAAAUGGCCGCCGAGGGUAUACGCCCUUGUGUAAUAUCCCGUCAGUUGCGCGUAUCACAUGGUUGCGUUUCGAAGAUUCUCAAUCGCUAUCAGGAGACCGGCUCCAUACGUCCGGGUGUUAUUGGUGGUUCUAAGCCACGCAUUGCGACACCAGAAAUUGAGAAUCGCAUUGAGGACUACAAACGUCAAAAUCCAAGUAUUUUCUCUUGGGAGAUAAGAGAUAAAUUAAUACGUGAUGGUAUUUGUGAUCGCACUACAGCACCGUCUGUUUCGGCGAUUUCGCGAUUGGUACGCGGACGUGAUGCGCCCGGCGAUGAUGAUGGACAGAAAACACAAUCCGGCUCAGAACAUUCGCACAAGCUCUCCGAUGAGGAGGCAUCGGAUUGCGAGAGCGAGCCUGGAAUAGCGCUGAAACGUAAACAGCGUCGCAGUCGCACCACUUUCACAGCUAUGCAAUUGGAAGAGUUGGAACGGGCCUUUGAGCGCACGCAAUAUCCAGAUAUUUAUACGCGUGAGGAAUUGGCGCAACGUACUAAUCUCUCAGAGGCACGCAUACAGGUGUGGUUCAGCAAUAGACGUGCACGUCUGCGUAAGCAAAACACUAAUGGACCUUCGCCAGGCAGCAAUGUUAACGCCAUGACAGGCAGUUAUGUGCCGCACCAGCUGCCACCAGUUGCUGCUGCCGCAGCGGCGGCGAAUAACUAUGCUGCAGCGGCUGCUGCUGCUGGCAUGUUGCCGUCGGUUUCGUCCGAAGCCACAGCAAUGGCUGCUGCAUAUCAACAACAAGUCUAUGAUUUCUAUGCUGGACACCCCACGGCACCAGUGGCGAAUCUAUCAUCGAGUACUAUUGUACCGGGCACCGCUUCCAUGACGCCACCGCAUCAAUAUUACGGUUCCGCUUCCAACUAUAAUUUUGCCUCGCAUAAUCUACUCGGUAACAGUUCGAAUGCAGCAACAUCAAGUGGUACUGAUGUUGGAGCAACGUUACAGUCUCAAUAUCAAGCGAUCUCACCGCUGAUGCGCUCAAACAGCAAUAAUAACAAUAACAACAUGAGCUCAUGCCAAAGUAGCAACAAUCAUAAUCUCAAUUACGCAACAGAAACCGCGACAGAUUCCAAUCAGCUGAUGACACGUGAUGAAAGUCCCAAUGCAUCGGUGUCACCAGCAUUCGGCACUACUGCUAAUAACAGUGGCAUACAAUUACCACCCACACCCAAUAGUUUAACUGCCGUUAUUGGCAAUGAAUCGCAUGUGAGCGGCAAUACUAUUGGCGCAACGAGUGGCGCGCAUGCGGCUGAAGAAUUGCAAAGUGCUUUGAAGACAGAACCACAACAAAUGCAACAACUAUACGGUAGCUGGAAUGCAUCAAUGGCACAGCAACAAACAACAUCAAAUGUCAAUAUCUCUUCCACACGACCCACAGCACCACUCUCGCCGGAGGACUCGCUAAACUCGAGUUCGUCACAAAUGCCCGAGUCGGCGGCGGCGGCGCAUAUGAUGUUCCAACAUCAGCGUGAUUUUACGCACAAUCAUUCCCAGUAUGCACCACCAACGGCAUCAUCCUUCCACACGCAUGCGCAUCAUCAUGCUGCUGCUGCCGCACAAUAUGCCUCGUCGCAUUUGGGUUUCCAUCACAGCCCGGCGGCGGCUAACAUCAGUUCCACAACAAAUGGCGGUUCGUCUCACUUUAUGCAACAGAAUUUCGGUAGUGCAGGUUUUAACUCCUCACCGAAAAUGAAUUAUCCCACAGUGCCACAGCCAUUCUAUCAUUCCUGGUACUAAGCUGGACUUCGGGGAUCUUUACUUUGUAUAUACUUAUUAUACUAAUUUGUAAAUGUUAUGUAACAUAUUUUAUUUUAUUUUAUUUUAGUACUUGAGUUCAGGUGUUAUAAAAUGAGGCUUUUGUUUUAAUCAGUUAUUUUAAUAAUAUAGUGUAUACAUACAUAUUUAUCUACCUAAGUGAACUAAGUGAGGCGCUGCUUAUAUUACAAGUAGAAUAUUAAUAUCGUUCCAAAUUUAUCUUUGAAAUAAAAUAAUUUGCCAUUGUUUUAAGAAUAAUGAAUUCUAGUUUUAGUUUUUAAGAAAAUUAUGCUUUAAAUUUAAAAAUUUUACAGUGUUGUGUAAUCAAUUUUACUUUUUAUUUAAGCAUAAUAAAAAAAUUAAUUAAAAAACGAAAACCUUAUGAAUAUACCACAUUUGCUUUAUUAUUGUACAAUAUUAUACUACAUAUUAAAUAUUAUUAACAUUUAGUAAUUUUUAGUUAAAAAUUAUUAUAAUAAAUAUAAUAGUAUAUUGUUAAGUUAUUGGACAAUCAAUUGCAAUAACUAUGAGAAGAGUCGAACAUUUCAGCUUUGGAACUGUUUUGUUUAUAUGAAACUAUUAUAAACGGAAGUAGUAUUAAUAAAAAAUCGAAA
This is a messenger RNA of Bactrocera oleae (olive fruit fly), 2985 nucleotides long. RefSeq names its product paired (gene prd). Lineage: Eukaryota; Metazoa; Arthropoda; Insecta; Diptera; Tephritidae. Gene Ontology annotation, biological process: anatomical structure development; regulation of transcription by RNA polymerase II. The record is from RefSeq and is a predicted model, not a curated record. Gene Ontology annotation, molecular function: RNA polymerase II cis-regulatory region sequence-specific DNA binding; DNA-binding transcription factor activity, RNA polymerase II-specific.